AUGUUCAGGCUCGUCCUUGCCAGCUUGGCUUUGGCUCUCUUCCAGGGAGCCGUGUCGCAGGAGAUCCCCAAGGGUCUGCGGGGAGCUCGCCGCUUGCAGGACGCGGAGGCCCCAGCCGCGGCCCCAGCUGAGGAGGCCCCUGCUGCGGUCCCUGCUGAGGCUCCAGCUGAGGCUCCAGCUGAGGCUCCAGCUGAGGCUCCAGCUGAGGCUCCAGCUGUGGCCACCGAGGCCCCAGCUGUGGCCACCGAGGCCCCAGCUGUGGCCACUGAGGCUCCGGGGGGGAUCACAGCAGCGGAGCAGGCCCAGCUCAACCGCGACUUCAUCCGGGCCAUUCGCAGCAUGGACACGGCAACGGCCGAGACACUGCUGGCAAACGGUGCCGACAUCGACGAUGUGUCCACAAGUGGACCCCGCUGGACUCCCUUGGCUGAGGCCUGCGUUGCCCGCGACUCGGCCAGGGCCCUGUGGCUGCUUGAGCACGGAGCUGACCCAGACUUUGCAGACAAUCGUGGACGCACGCCGCUGUACCACGCAGUGCACUACUACUUGCAUGAUGCUGUGGAAGAGAUGCUCAAGACGGCCAAGAACCUCUCGCCACAUGACGGUGACGGAGUCGACAUGCUGACGCGCGCGGUCUGGCAGAAUGAUGCCCGCAUGGUGGAGAUGCUUCUUGCGGCGGGGGCCACCUCCGCGGCGGCGCAGAGCUCGGCCUCCGGGGCGGACUGGGAGAUCCAGAAGCUCUUUGGCUACACCUCGACUGUCGCGCCUCUCGUCGUCACUGAGGAAUUCACUCGCAAGGAAGAUGUCACAGCAACGUCGCACAAGAUGUUGGAAAACACGGGUGGCGAUGCGGCGACAGCUCUGAUGCAGCGGCAUUCCACGAAUGACGAGCUGGCAGCAACGUGGAGGGGCGAUCAAGGUCACUAUCCUCGUAACUGCUGUGGUUCCUUCGACAACAACGGCACUGCCACACUGUUCGCAAUAUUGACUGGAGUUCUGCAAAACGACACACGUGUGGCCCUGCAACAUCAGCAGUCGUUUUAA
This is a messenger RNA of Symbiodinium natans, 1044 nucleotides long. The record is from the annotation of a GenBank genome assembly. NCBI's taxonomy places the organism in Eukaryota, Dinophyceae, Suessiales, Symbiodiniaceae.